AUCCAGGGGCACGUGACCCUGCACCUUCCGGUUUCUCCCCUCCCCCUCUCCGCACCAUGGCCUCGGCCGUACACAAAGUGGCUUUACUUUCCUGUAUCGUGCUCUGUUUCUCUGUCCUCUUCUCCAAACUCUUCGUUUCUCGAGUAGCAAGAGACAAGGCUUCACCGCCGGAGGCAAACCUCAAUCGAUUUUCUCCUAUGAUGCAGGGCCCAAUGGUCUCACAACAAAAGCAACAAUGGUCAGCACACCCUCAUUUUCCUGGGUCCCACCAGGCAGACUCAGUAACCAAGGCAAAAGGAGGCAACAGCGGAGGUGGCAACAAAAGCUUCAUGACCCAGAUCAUACCGGUGUAUGGAUUUGGAUUGUUCAUGUAUGUUCUGUACAUCCUCUUCAAGAUCUCAUCCAAAGGUAGCAUCUCUAGUCCUAAAGUAAGGAAGAGAUGUAGAAGCGCCAGACCUGGGAACGUGAAGCGGAAAAUUACUGAUUACGAGCUGGAUCAACUUCAAGAAAAACUGAAAGAGACUGAAGUGGCCAUGGAGAAAUUAGUUUUGAAAAUGGGAGCUGAAUCAGACAAGAUUACCCGUGUUACCACUGAACAGGAAGAGAACUUACUGAGACAUCUGAAGGAAAUCACCCGAGUAAUUAAGAAGGGGCAACUCUUUGAAGGCAUCAGCCCUGAGAAAGAAGCAGAGGAAUCUCCAUACAUGGAGGACUGGGAAAGUGGAGAAAAAUCUUUUAACACUAACAGUGGUCCUGAGGAAACAUACCAGAAUAGCAGUGAAUCCGAAUGCAGUUGCCCGUGUGAUACCAACGCAAAUAUUUCUGAGUCAAAUGAGCUUUCUGCAGAGGAAAUAGCAGAAGGAAUAGGCACAAGAGAAGAUGAAUGUUCCUCAAGUGAAACAAUGGAAGAUCAAAUAAGACAAAACAAAAUAUAUCAAGCAUUGGAUCAUCAGCCAAGCACGCGGAUUGGUGUGUGUAGCCAGAAUGGCGGUGUUCAAGUGGAAGAACUCCAGUGUGAAGACUGCGAGUAUUUUAACCAUGAAAGUGAUGACCCAGCUAUUAUAGCAGAGAAUUUUGUCACCAGCUCUGAGGAAGCCAGUGAUGCUGAUGAUCAAAUCAGGGAUGAAUCUAUUAAGAACAUUUCUAUCAGUGAAAAGCAGCAAGAAAUCACUUGCAAAAAUAAAGGCGUACUGCGAAAACGCAGCAAGGUGAUGAAAAAGUAACUGGCAAAAAGAAUAAUAAUUCAGAUAGUAUCCCUUUGGUAUAUGUAACCAGGCUGUAUCAGGUCUUCCAAACAGAGUUAAAUUAUACAGCACAUAGGUAUUUUCUAAUAUAGACACUGCACUUCUUCAAUGUUUUCCAUUAUUGUCAGAAAAAUCUGUUUUACCAUGUAGUUACUCAUCUAGAACAUACAACAUAGAACAGUACAGCACAGUAUAGGCCCUUC
Molecule: messenger RNA, 1447 nt
Organism: Rhincodon typus (whale shark)
Lineage: Eukaryota; Metazoa; Chordata; Chondrichthyes; Orectolobiformes; Rhincodontidae
Product: protein RIC-3
Exons: 6
Coding region: 57-1223 (388 amino acids)
Biological process (GO): protein localization to cell surface; synaptic transmission, cholinergic
Cellular component (GO): intracellular membrane-bounded organelle; neuronal cell body; neuron projection
Source: RefSeq, a predicted model, not a curated record